GAUGAGGAAUACAAGGAGGAGAUCCCUACAGAUAAGAGCCCAGAUGACUGUACUGGGCGCUUGGAGAAGCAUCUCAUAUCUACAUAUUAUAAUGCAGAUGAUCCAUGUGUCAUAUUAGAUACAUAUGAAGAGCGUGCCAUUAUCCCAGAUGUACCCUCAGACCUUCACAGCAAAAAUCUAUCAUCUCAUCCUUUAAAACAAGUCCAAUCUUCUAAUUCAUCACAUACUCUUACUCAGAAUGAAACUCGCAGAAGAUGUUCUGGAACCCAAAGAGCUCGGAGAAAGCCGUAUUCAUGCUCAGAAUGUGGCAAAUAUUUUACUUGGAAAUCAGGCCUUCUUCAACAUCAAAUUCAUCACACAGGGGAGAAGCUGUAUUCAUGUUCAGACUGUGGGAAAUGUUUUACUAGUAAAACACAAAUUGAAAACCAUCAGAGAAUGCACACAGGAGAGAAGCCAUUUUUAUGUUCAGAAUGUGGAAAAUGUUUUACUAGAAAAACAUAUCUUGAUAAACAUUACAGAAUUCACACAGGAGAGAAGCCGUUUUCAUGUUCAGAAUGUGGAAAAUGUUUUACUAGAAAAUCACAUCUUGAUAACCAUCACAGAAUUCACACAGGAGAGAAGCCGUUUUUAUGUUCAGAAUGUGGAAAAUGUUUUACGAAUAAAACACAUCUUGAAACCCAUCAGCGAAUUCACACAGGAGAGAAGCCGUUUUCAUGUUCAGAAUGUGGAAAAUGUUUUACUAGAAAAACAUAUCUUGAUAAACAUUACAGAAUUCACACAGGAGAGAAGCCGUUUUCAUGUUCAGAAUGUAGGAAAUCUUUUACUGAUAAAUCAAGUCUUGAGAGCCAUCAUAGAAUUCACACAGGAGAAAGGCCGUUUUUGUGUUCAGAAUGUGCGAGAUCCUUUACUAGAAAGUCAGAUCUUCUUCUACAUCAAAGAAGUCACACAGCAGAGAAGCCGUAUUCAUGUUCAGAAUGUGGAAAAUGUUUUACUAGAAAAUCAUAUCUUGAUAACCAUUACAGAAUUCACACAGGGGAUAAGCCGUAUUCAUGUUCAGAAUGUAGGAAAUCUUUUACUGAGAAAUCAAAUCUUGAGAGACAUCGGCAAAUUCACACAUUGGAGAAGCUGUAUUCAUGUUCAGAAUGUGGCAAAUGUUUUACUCAUAAAUCAUCUCUAAAGAGCCAUCAGAAAAUUCACACAGGGGAGAAGCUGUAUUCAUGUUCAGAAUGUGGCAAAUGUUUUAUUCAUAAAUCAUCUCUAAAGAGCCAUCAGAAAAUUCACACAGGGGAGAAGCUGUAUUCAUGUUCAGAAUGUGGCAAAUGUUUUAUUCAUAAAUCAUCUCUAAAGAGCCAUCAGAAAAUUCACACAGGGGAGAAGCUGUAUUCAUGUUCAGAAUGUAGGAAAUGUUUUACUGCGAAAUCAAGUCUUGAGAUACAUCAGAGAAUUCACACAGGAGAGAAGCCGUUUUCGUGUUCAGAAUGUGGCAAAUGUUUUACUCAAAAAUCAUCUCUUGUUCAACAUCAGAGAAUUCACACCAGGAACAACGAAUUCUGA
Bufo bufo (common toad) is the source of this 1554-nucleotide messenger RNA. RefSeq names its product gastrula zinc finger protein XlCGF26.1-like. The annotation marks the transcript as partial. Gene Ontology annotation, molecular function: DNA-binding transcription factor activity; RNA polymerase II cis-regulatory region sequence-specific DNA binding. NCBI's taxonomy places the organism in Eukaryota, Metazoa, Chordata, Amphibia, Anura, Bufonidae. The record is from RefSeq and is a predicted model, not a curated record. Gene Ontology annotation, biological process: regulation of transcription by RNA polymerase II. The transcript is spliced from 2 exons.